AAAGAAAAGAGCAGUAUUUCAGAAUCUGAGAGACCCUCUUUUGUUAAUCUUAAAAACCUUGAAUAUAAUAUUCUUAAAAGUCUUGAUGACGAAACUGUUGGAGAUAUUGAUUUCCCAGAACUAGAUUCAUGCUCUGAAUGUGACAAUGAUAUUUUAAUGUCUCCUCUUAAGGCUUUCUCAUACCUCAUAUGCGGGCAUAUUUUUUACAGACUCUGUAUUGAAAAAAAACUUUUUCUUGGCAUUUCAAGUGCAUGUCCAGCCUUCGGCUGUGGAAAGAAUGUGGAUAUCUUAGAUCAAGCUGAUGUUCUUAGUAUCAUUUCCAAUUUGCCAAUACCUGAUUCUAGAGUGACCUCUCAAUCAAGUGGAAUUUUACCUUUAUCCAACUUAAUGGAAACGUUUACCCUAUCUUCACCACCUAUACAAAUGGAAGGGAUCAAGAGUACAGCAACUCAACAAAUCAAAAACCUUUCUUUGUUCCUUCCUCCUCUAGGUUUUCUAAUCUCCCCCAACCUCAAGGUUCUCUGA
Molecule: messenger RNA, 525 nt
Organism: Rhizophagus irregularis DAOM 181602=DAOM 197198
Lineage: Eukaryota; Fungi; Glomeromycota; Glomeromycetes; Glomerales; Glomeraceae
Source: RefSeq, a predicted model, not a curated record